UCUCUGUAAACUGAGAUACAGAGGUGCGGUUAUCUCCGUUACAACGUGUGAGCUCUGGAUCCUAAUGUUCAGAAAAAACCAAACUUCAGACCCACCAUCGUGAUGAGCUCCGUGAGGAAAGAUCUCCGGUACUUGGCGGACGGCGGGUGUUUCUGAGCCAGAGGACUCAGACUGGUCUUCAGGAGGAAGACUUCACGUUACUGCCCUCCUAACCAAACCCCCAGGAGCGGACGGACAUUCGGACGUUUUGACUCGGAUCAUCGUCUGAGCAGCGGCGUCCCGCGGUGGUCGUCAUGGUGCUGAAGGUCUUCUUCCCGCAGUGCUGCAACCGCGCGGCCAGCGGGCUGCUGGUGGGCCGCUGGCUGCCCGGCCGCGACACGGCCGUGGUGCUGGCCGUCAUCCACUACCCCUUCAUCCCCAGCACCGUGAAACAGUACCUCCAGAAGGUCCAGGCCCAGAGCCAGGUGCCGGUGGAGGUGCUGGGCUCGUGGAGCAUGCCCAGUGAGAAGCAGGAGGGUCUGGACUCCUUCCUGAGGGACCUCCGCACCAUCUUCCCCCAGGGCCGCUGGCUGCAGGUCAGCCGGGAGGUGGGCAAGACCGGCUUCAGCUGCCAGCUGCUCCCGCUGGCCCUAGGUGAGGGGGGGGGGGGGAAGGAGAAGAAGAAGAAGAAGAAGAAGAAGAAGGAGGAUCUGGCGGAGGGUGAUGAGAAGGAGGAGGAAGAGGAGGUGGAGGAGAAGGACAGAGUCAUCUUCGUCCACUACGACCAGAGGAAGGUGAUGGUGUCCCAGCUCCACCCUCUGGAGGCCCCAGCCCCGCCCGACUCGGAGGAAACCUCAGAACUCAGACAGAUGUUCUGGACGGUGGGCCGCAGCGAGCCGCUCUUCCUGAAGGAUAAGUACGAUGACGGGCCGCUGAAGAUGAGCCACUGGCAGUCGGAGGGCCGCGAGGCCAGCAUCAUGGUGGAGCUGAUGAAGCUGGCCUCCACCCCGCUCUGCCUGCUGCUGGCCUGGGUGCUGGGCGCCUGGGGCUGGGUCACUGGCACACGGCUGCUGAACCUCCCUCCUCUGCGCUUCCUGUCAGUAAGCUGUCCCUCCUGCGUUCAGCUGAGCCACAGGACCGCCCACAUGAAGACCGUGGGCUCCUUAGACAGAGCCACCAGCCACACAGACUUCAUGAGGAAGGCCAACGUGCUGGUGUCCGUGCUGCUGGACGUCUUCCUUGGGCUGCUCUUCAUCUCCUGGCUCUACCGGGAGCAGCGGCUGGCCCGCCUGGCCAGCGCCCUGAUGCCCGCCGCAGACCGUGUCUCCAAGGAGCUGCAGGAGCUGCUCCAGUGGCUGAUGGGAGCUCCGGCCGGACUGAAGAUGAACCGAGCCCUGGACCAGGUGCUGGGGCGCUUCUUCCUCUACCACAUCCACCUCUGGAUCAGUUACCUGCGGCUGCUGGCUCCCUUCCUGGAGGUGAUCCUGUGGUAUGGAGGUCUGUCCGCGGCCCUAGGCCUGACCUUCGCCCUCUCUCUGCUGUCGGACAUGCUGGCCCUCCUCACCUUCCACAUCUACUGCUUCUACGUCUACGGAGCCAGGCUCUACUGUAUGAAGCUCUACGGUCUCUGUUCUCUCUGGAGACUCUUCAGAGGCAGGAAGUGGAACGUUCUGCGGCAGAGAGUCGACUCGUGCUGCUACGACCUGGACCAGCUCUUCAUCGGGACCCUCCUCUUCACCAUCUUGUUGUUCCUGCUGCCCACCACAGCCCUCUACUACCUGGUCUUCACCAUGCUGCGUCUGAUGGUGGUGGCCCUGCAGGGCAUGCUGCACCUCAGCGUGGACCUCAUCAACUCCUUCCCCGUGUUCGCCCUCGGCCUCCGCGUCUUCACACCGUACCGCCUGGCUGAGGGGGUGAAGUUUCGAGUUCUGUCUGAUGAGCCUGGGACAGCCUUACAUCUGCUUAUGGAGAUGAACGCUCUGGGGUUCGGUUCGGUGGUCCAGACCUACCGGACCCCCACCUACAGCUGCUACCCGCCGGACUCCUGGGGCGCCCUGCUCAGGAAGCUCUUCGUGGGGGAGCUGGUGUUCCCCUGGAAACGCAAGACCACCAAGACAGACUGACCCCCCAAACACAAGAACACAAAGAGGGACUGAGCCCCAAAACACUAAAAGUGUGCGUGUUUGUGCGCUCGCGUGUGUUAGUGCACACAGUGGCCAGUUGAUGAGGGAGAGAGUUUUCGAGGCUCUUGAGGAGUUGCCAUGGGGACAGGUGUGGCUGUUGACCAGGUGGGAACAUGAUGCUGGUUCUAUGUUGUUAUGAUGUCUCACCCUGGAUUGUGCUGUAGUUCUAGUCUUAGUUGUAGAUGUAGUAAAGUUGUUUUAACCCUGCACUAAUGAACCAUUGAGGGGAGGGGAGUCCGUUUAUUUAUCCUAGGACUUGAUUGUUUUGUUGUUUUGUUUCAGGUGAAUCUGUUUUGAUUGUUUUUGUUUCUCAUUGACUAUUUUUGUUUGUGUUGAUCUGUGGAAGUAACAUUAGGUCCCGACCCAUUUUGUCUGAUUGGCUGGGGAACAUUCCGUAACAUUAGAUAUGUCUGAAGCCUGUUUAGCUGAGGACCAUGUCUCUCUGUGAUUGGUCGAUGUAGAGCUGGAGGGGAACUGGUGCCAACGUUCUCUUUUAAUACAAUGUGUCUGAUCAUGUGUUUUUCUACUAUUAAAAACUAAUAUUAUUAACUAACAGCUCAA
Messenger RNA from Gadus morhua (Atlantic cod), 2723 nucleotides. RefSeq names its product phosphatidylinositol glycan anchor biosynthesis, class Q (gene pigq). NCBI's taxonomy places the organism in Eukaryota, Metazoa, Chordata, Actinopteri, Gadiformes, Gadidae. Gene Ontology annotation, cellular component: membrane; endoplasmic reticulum. Gene Ontology annotation, biological process: GPI anchor biosynthetic process. The record is from RefSeq and is a predicted model, not a curated record.